AUGGAUAAAUUAUCGAUAGUGAUCGAAUCGUUGACAAAACCACGAUAUGAAGAAGAUUCCAUCGAUCGACUAAAUUAUCACGUCACUACAUUGAUAUUACUUGUUGCUGCAUUUACGAUAAUAGCCAAGGAAUAUGGUGGUGAUCCAAUUCAAUGUUGGUUACCUGCUCAAUUAGCAUCACAAAAAUCGUGGGAACAAUAUGCGGAAGAUUACUGUUUCGUGGAAAAUACCUACUACAUUCCAUUGGAUCAGGAAAUGCCACAAAACGAGAAAUACCGGGAAGAAAAAUUGAUCACUUAUUAUCAAUGGGUACCAUUCACAUUGAUAUUGCAAGCAAUGUUUUUCAUAAUACCUCACGUUUUCUGGCGAAUGCUUAACUGGACUUCAAACGUACAAACACGUGCAGUGAUAUCAAUGGCGGAUAGCGUACGUCAAAUGGAUCCUUGUAAUGAUGAAGCAAAUGAUAUCAUGGAUUCAAUUGCUAAUCAUAUCUAUUAUGCUGAUAAAUCAACCAAACAAUUGCCUAAAAUAUUACAGAAUAGUAAUUUGCUUGUUAUCUUUACAAGGAUUCUUACCCAUUCUUAUCUCAGUACAAUUUAUCUAAUAACUAAAUUACUAUUCAUAGCAAAUGCAACAGUACAGUUUUGGAUAGUAUCACUUUAUUUGGGCGGAAAUGGGUAUGAUUUAACGAAAGCACUAGUGAGACAACAAACAUGGCAAAAUACCGGUCUUUUCCCGCGAGUUACCAUGUGCGACUUUAAGAUUCGUGUCAUGGGUAAUGUACAUCGCCACACCAUUCAAUGUGUCCUGAUGGCAAAUAUGUUUAACGAGAAGAUUUACAUUGCGCUUUGGUGGUGGCUACUCAUCGUAAUAACCCUAACAGUAAUCAAUUUAUUUUACUGGAUCUAUGUGUUGAAUUCGAUCACUUCAAGCUAUCGAUUUCUAAUUGGACUCGUUAGACUUGGUCAACCGCAAGAAAAAAUGACCGAUCAUCUCACACAAUUAUUUGCUGAGCAGUUUAUUGGUGACACUACAUUGGUAUUAAGGUUGGUGACGCAAAAUGCUAGCGAAUUGGUUGCAAGUAACAUUGCCGCUCGCUUGUUUGACAUUUUUGUCAAGAAAAGGUAA
Messenger RNA from Loa loa (African eye worm), 1128 nucleotides. RefSeq lists its product as hypothetical. Lineage: Eukaryota; Metazoa; Nematoda; Chromadorea; Rhabditida; Onchocercidae. Gene Ontology annotation, molecular function: gap junction channel activity. The transcript has 8 exons. The coding region runs from base 1 to 1128 and encodes 375 amino acids. Gene Ontology annotation, cellular component: plasma membrane; gap junction. The record is from RefSeq and is a predicted model, not a curated record.